This is a messenger RNA of Cynara cardunculus var. scolymus (artichoke), 1201 nucleotides long. Its product is annotated as inactive beta-amylase 9-like. The record is from RefSeq and is a predicted model, not a curated record. The coding region runs from base 54 to 1145 and encodes 363 amino acids. Lineage: Eukaryota; Viridiplantae; Streptophyta; Magnoliopsida; Asterales; Asteraceae. Gene Ontology annotation, molecular function: beta-amylase activity. Gene Ontology annotation, biological process: polysaccharide catabolic process. The transcript is spliced from 4 exons.
CUUUAUCCUAAACCAUUUCAUCCAAAUUAACCACCAAAUCCUUCUCUACCAACAUGGAAAUGUCGUUAAUCGGAAGUUCUCCGGCCAAGUUUGCGAUCAGCAGAAGAUAUUUGUUUCAAUUGAGCAAUAACAAUAACAAGAAUCUGAUGAUGAUCUGUUCGUCUGCCACCAAGUCCCAGAUUGGUUUUGGUCAUAUUAUCAGAUGCCCUCAUCUUUCUCUUAGGGUUACUGCUCAAUCUCAAUCUACUAUAUUCACCAAAGCUUCUGAUCGUAACACCAUAACCAAUCCUAAAGAUGGUGUUAAAAUAUAUGUUGGAUUGCCAAUGGAUUCUGUGUCUGAUUGCAAUGGAAUUAACCAUUCAAGAGCAGUAGCAGCAGGACUUAAGGCUUUAAAGCUAUUAGGAGUUGAAGGUGUAGAGCUCCCAAUUUGGUGGGGAGUGGCAGAGAAAGAAGCUAUGGGGAAAUAUGAAUGGUCAGGCUACCUUACUCUUGUAGAGAUGAUUCAGAAAGUGGGCCUAAAGCUCCAUGUUUCUCUCUGCUUCCAUGGCUCCAAAGAGGAAAACAUUCCCCUCCCCAAAUGGGUUUCUGAAAUUGGGGAAUCUCAACCAGAUAUCUUCUUUACUGACCACUCAGGACAGCAUUAUAAAGACUGUCUGUCUUUUGGUGUUGAUGAUCUUCCCGUUUUUGAUGGCAAAACCGCAAUGCAAGUAUACGAAGGAUUUGUGGAGAGCUUCAAGACUUCCUUCUCCCCAUUUAUGGGUUCCACAAUCACGGGCAUAACAAUUGGAAUGGGACCAGAUGGUGAGCUUCGGUAUUCCUUUUCAAGUCCGGAACUACUACUUGCAGAUAUUAGAACUGCUUGCAGAAACCAUGGUGUUGAGAUUUGUGGUCAAAACUUGAACAUUGGCGGCACCCCCAAGAGUUUCGAACAAAUUAAGAAGAAUUUGGCAGGUGGGAAUGGUAUCGACCUGUUUCUUUACCAGAGAAUGGGUGCGGAGUUCUUUUCGCCAAAAAACUUCCCUUUGUUUUCGGGUUUCGUUAGGAGUUUAAACCAACUGGAACUGGAUUCAGAUGACUUGGCUGUAAAUGAGAGAGAAGCUGCUGUAUUUGUACCUGGUAAGAACCGAAAACUGCAAACUGUAUAGAGUUGUGAUGAAUAUUAGAUGUAUUCCUGCAAUCUGCAUAUAAACUUGUACAUUCU